AUGUAUCGUUCUAACAAUGGCCAUGAUAUUCAAUAUUCCACUAUGUAUAAAUCGGAUCGAAAUGAUCGACAAUAUGAUGACCAUCGUAAAGGAGAUAGUCAAUAUCCAAUCGAUUUUGUUCCUGUUAAACCUCUUAAACGUAUUGAUUUAAAUCAGCCAAAUUUUCAAACACCAUUUCAUCCUGAUUAUCAUAAUAAAAAAACAAAUUAUUCCAAAUUACCAUUAACAUCACAGAAUGAUCAAAAAGGAUUUACAUCUGAUAUUAGUCAAUCAAAUAAUAAUCUUAUGAGAGAAGUAAAAAAUCAAGAUCAUAAACCAUCUGUCGAUUAUCCAUCAAAAACUCAAUAUUCCACAUCUAUACCACAAAAUGUAGAUUCAGAUCUAUGGUUAAAACAGCAAACUACGCCCAUUAUUUCUCAAAAUUCUGUCUCUCCUACUUCUACAACGUUUCAGCAUCAAACUAUCAGACAACAAAAUACAUUUAUUCGAACUCAAUCCACUGAGAGAAAAAAUCGUCCACUAAUUAAAACUUAUUCAUUUAAUACAAUAAAUUCACAAAAAAAUGAAAAAUCUGAAAUUAAUCAACGUCCACUUGAAAAAUUAUAUGAAAAAAAAUAUGAUUUAAUCAGUCAAGAAAUGACUGAUGAUCAUCAUAGAAAAGAACGUCAUGAAUCAUCUCAAACCCGUCAAGAAAAUUCACCGUUUGAAAAACAAGAAGAAAAGUCAAAAAUAUUAUCUUCCCAUGCAAAAAAGGUUUGUGACAAAUUAGAGAAAGUAUUAUUCUAAGAUCUUUAAGUUUUUUUUAUCUUCUAAUCUAAACGUUUCUAUUGAAAAUCAGUAACUUUGUCGCGUGAAGUUGACGUCUUGACAACCGCUCUCUCUCUCUCCGCUAAUAGUCAGUCUCUUUUUAUUUGGUGAAUUUUUUUAACUUAAAAGCAUUUAAAAGUUAUAUAUUAUUGACUAAGAUUUUUUGUACCUCUCUUUUUAAGUGAAACCGAUACUUUAACGUUUACUCUCUUGUCAAAAGUUAUAUUGAUGCUAUCGUUUCUUUGCUAAAAUCAAGAUCAAUGAUUAAUCUAUGUAAGGUCUUUUGUUAACGAUCUAUUAUAAUCUUACCAGACUCCCACUAGGAUGCUAUAGGAAUCCUGCUAUCUUGCUCGUUAAUAGAUAUUUUUCGAUGGAUCGAACAUCUACCACUCUUCUAUAGGAAUCUCACAAGAAGUUUAGGAUCUUUCGAGAUCUUACAGAACGCCUAUAGAAUCCUUGUAGAAUCUGUACAGAAUUCUGUAGGAUCCUGUCAUAGAACUAUUCGACGUUGUUGCCUGCCUAGACAGUUGAAUUUUGAUAUUUAAUCUUAUAAGAUCACACAAGAUCUUCCAAGACCAUAGUGGAAGAUUUGGUAAGAUCUUGUGAUACGAACUUGUAUGAACUUGGAGGAAUGCACAAGGCCAUUUCAUAGCAUCUUAUUAGGAAUUCACCCAUCUAUCUAAGCUGAUAUUAUUGCUAUUCCUCCUGUCGGUUCUUUUAUUGAUAUUUUCUCGCAUUGACAGAACACAGUGGGCAAUUCUGACUAGGCACACGGACAUGUGUCAUCAAAGCGAUACGGAAGCUUCUAAACACUAUUUUUAUAGAUUUUCGUAUAUACUCUUUGCAGUGGUAUGAUUUAAAAGUUCA
Molecule: messenger RNA, 1674 nt
Organism: Didymodactylos carnosus
Lineage: Eukaryota; Metazoa; Rotifera; Eurotatoria; Philodinida; Philodinidae
Source: the annotation of a GenBank genome assembly